This is a messenger RNA of Ochotona curzoniae (black-lipped pika), 1574 nucleotides long. RefSeq names its product protein tyrosine phosphatase 4A3 (gene PTP4A3). Gene Ontology annotation, cellular component: nucleus. The record is from RefSeq and is a predicted model, not a curated record. The transcript is spliced from 6 exons. The coding region runs from base 774 to 1295 and encodes 173 amino acids. Gene Ontology annotation, biological process: endothelial cell migration; protein dephosphorylation. NCBI's taxonomy places the organism in Eukaryota, Metazoa, Chordata, Mammalia, Lagomorpha, Ochotonidae. Gene Ontology annotation, molecular function: protein tyrosine phosphatase activity.
GGCCCGCGCGCCAGGCCCUGGAGCACAUGGAGGCGGCGGCAGCAGCAGCGGCAGACGUGAGGGCACGGACGCUGCCUGUUGCCGACUGCUGUGGGGUCCGUGGAGAGCCUGCCGGGGGGCAGCCCUGAACACUGCCGUGCCCAACAUUGCCGCUGCACCUGCCGUGCCUCUGCCCGUCACCAUCGGCCCGGCCCAUCUAUGGUCCUCGCUGCCCGGCCUGGGGCCGGUCCUGACGCCUGAGCCCUCUGCUCUGCUCCGGGACUCGCUGUACCCUGAUGGGGUAACGUGAACAGGGAUCCUGUGCCCCCAGCGCCGUCUGAGACCCCAGCUGGCCCGGCCCCUGGGGCUGCAGGAAUACACUCAGUUCCUCUCUCCUUUGGACCUGGGGCUUGGAGCCACCUUCUGAGCGAAAGGCGACCCUCUGUGCACAGAUGCGGAGUCAGGGGGCAUCCCCAGUGGGGGCCGCAGCCCUGACCGGUGUCCCAGUGGCCGGACCCACUUGGGGUUUUUGAAGUUGCCUGUUGCUGAGUGGACUUGUUGGCGCCAUCGUCGUGGUGGUCAGACUCUGAGUGGCAGGCGUGUGGCGCUGUCUGCUGUACUCUGGGGUUCUUCUGUCCAUUAUUUUUUUACAAUCAUUGAAGCUGGGGGCUGAUCCCGUGCCCUCACAAGCAUUUGCACAAUAUUUGUGCCCAAGGUGGAGUCGGGGACAAGCGCCGGGACCUCUUCAGUUUCGGGGGGCUUCUCUGGUCCGUGUCGCCAGCCCUGUUCUGGCCAUGGCUCGGAUGAACCGCCCCGCCCCCGUGGAGGUCAGCUAUAAGAACAUGCGUUUCCUUAUCACCCACAACCCCACCAAUGCCACCCUCAGCACCUUCAUCGAGGACCUGAAGAAGUACGGGGCCACCACUGUGGUGCGCGUGUGUGAAGUGACCUAUGACAAGGCCCCGCUGGAAAAAGAUGGCAUCACUGUGGUGGACUGGCCAUUUGACGAUGGGGCGCCCCCGCCUGGCAAGGUGGUGGAGGACUGGCUGAGCCUGCUGAAGGCCAAGUUCUGCGAUGACCCGGGCAGCUGCGUGGCUGUACACUGUGUGGCUGGCCUGGGACGGGCCCCGGUGCUGGUGGCGCUGGCCCUCCUGGAGAGCGGGAUGAAGUAUGAAGACGCCAUCCACUUUAUCCGACAGAAGCGCCGUGGAGCCAUCAACAGCAAACAGCUCACCUACCUGGAGAAGUACCGGCCCAAGCAGAGGCUGCGCUUCAAGGACCCACACGCGCACAAGGCCAAGUGCUGCGUGAUGUAGCACAGGCCCCAGCGCCUCCCUCCCGCCUUCUCUUUGGCAGGCAGGCAGGCGCGGCAGAGCCAAGGAGUCCCGCGGCCCGCCUGAGCCUGUGCCCGGCCCGGCCAUCUCACCAGUGCCUGCUGUCCAGCCUGGCUGUUGCGGGGAACGGCUUCCUAACCACUAGGCCCAGCUCCCCCUCCACAGCCUCGGGUCCUUCCCCAUCCUCAGCACCUUAAAUUAUUGGCUCCUGGCAGCCAGCUGCUGCUGAUGUCCCUAGAAGGCAAUAAAAUGGAAACCGUG